Haliaeetus leucocephalus (bald eagle) is the source of this 1960-nucleotide messenger RNA. It is a transcript of the gene POLR1D, whose product is annotated as DNA-directed RNA polymerases I and III subunit RPAC2-like. The record is from RefSeq and is a predicted model, not a curated record. Gene Ontology annotation, cellular component: RNA polymerase I complex; RNA polymerase III complex. Gene Ontology annotation, molecular function: protein dimerization activity; DNA binding; DNA-directed RNA polymerase activity. Gene Ontology annotation, biological process: DNA-templated transcription. The coding region runs from base 11 to 382 and encodes 123 amino acids. Lineage: Eukaryota; Metazoa; Chordata; Aves; Accipitriformes; Accipitridae. The transcript is spliced from 5 exons.
CGCGCGGUGGAUGCUGGGAGUUGUAGUCCGGGCGGCCAUGGCGGAGGAGGGCGAGAGGAAGGCCGCGCUGGAGACGGUCCAGGCAGAUGGGACAGAUGGAAACUGCGUCACGUUUGUGUUGCAUGAUGAGGACCACACACUCGGCAACUCUCUCCGAUAUAUGGUCAUGAAGAACCCUGAUGUGGAGUUCUGUGGCUACUGCAUCACGCAUCCCUCUGAAAGCAAGAUCAACUUCCGGAUCCAGACAAGAGGGGGCCUUCCUGCUGUUGAGCCGUUCCGGAAAGGGCUGAAUGACCUGAUGGGUGUUUGCCAACAUGUGCUUAACACCUUUGAGAGGAGCAUGAAGGAAUACAGGGCCCAGAGGGAGGAAGAGAUGCAGUAGCAUUUGGGGAUGGCAGUUCCCAUGGAUGUGUGUAAUGUCUGUGUGUUGAAUUCCCCGUGUCAAGCAUUUUUGUUUGGUUGGUUUUUUUAUGACCGCUUUGAUGCAAACCUGUAUUUUGUCUAAUAAAAAAGUUUAUGAAGUUUGAUGCCACAGAGGUGACACUGUGUUCAGCUCAACACGAGUAUGAAAAAUGACAGCUAGAAGGCAGCUCUUUCACUCUUCCAUCUUACUUCUUUCCUUCUCCAAGUGUCAUUGCCUUUUCCUGCCUGGGAUUUUCAGAUCACAGAGUUUGCAGGUAGUCUGGUGCACAGAAUUAGCCUGCCCCAGAGUCUGCAGGGAGCAAAGGGGUUCAGUGCUGUGUAAAAUCAAGCUUUUAGAGAGACAGCACCCUCUCCCAAUUUAAAUCUUUCUGUUACAGGCACCACUGUAGUAGGCUUCAACAGAUACGGCCAGACUUCCUUUUUGAACAGAUCAUUAUAAAAUGAUACUCUGCUUAUUUGGAGGGUGAGAUGAGUAAAAAACCACUUGCCUUUUUUAACCCCCUGAAGAAUGCAGACAAAGGCAAGCCCAGACCACUCCUCGUGAGCAGGUUUAAAGGGCACAGCACUGAAACCCUGCCCUUGUUCAAAUCUGCUGGCAGCUAGCCAAGUGAAAGCCUUUUGUUGAGUGUAAUGUGGCAUGAAAUUGCAAGGGUUUUUCUGCUCAGUGCUGGGUAUAGGAUUGUGAACCUUUCUGGAUUGCUCUGCACAGGGGCGACACCACUUGUCUCUUCAGUGGAGGUCUGCAGUUACCAAAGGAACCUGCUGACACUCAAUUAAGUAUUUAGCAGACUUUGCAGACCCCCUGCUGCUUAAUAAGAAACACCCGGAGAUUUUUCUUUCAAACACCAACAUGUUUUAUUAACAUACAGAGGAAUAAGAGGGAGGAUUGAAAAUGUCAGGUUUUCUCUAUAAAAUCACUCUUUCAAAUACAAAUUGACAGACUUGGUCUCUCUGACAGGCCAGCAGUGGGUUUGUGUUUGCAGGUGUUAGGUCAAGAAGCCAGCCGAACCCUGCAUUUCAUAAUAAGGCUCCUUUGCCUCUCAGUUUGCUGCAAUGUAUUCAUCCUGCCCGUGCCAACAUGGUCCCACAUCUAUAGUGGGUAGUUGCUUUGGCUUUGCUUUUGGAUAAUCCUGUCUGGCCUGGUUUCUUCAUGCUGAAACCUGUGGGUGGUUAAAACAUGCUUUCACACAGGGCUUGGGAUGCAGCAGGGGCGUGUGGGGAAGAGGGGCUGUGCCUGGUGGGUGCUGGUGAGUGUUUUACCCCGCUGCAUAGGAGCAUGCACAGGCCUGGGGACUUUCUGGUUGGAGAAUUCACCUGCCCAAGCAAAUAAAAAAGCAGGAAAGCAGUUUCCCCAGGGCAAGGGGGAGAAGGUGAAGGGGUGAAUAAACCAGGAGCUGACUAGUGCACCUGGGCUCAAUCUCAGCCCAGGUGUCAUGAAGAACAGCUUUUUUAAAGGUCAUGAAACCCAGCUGGUCACUCACUGACCUGCUGGUCACUUCCUCUAACUCCCAGGGGAUGCUAUGGGCCAGUUGUGUGU